Messenger RNA from Auxenochlorella protothecoides, 2487 nucleotides. Its product is annotated as Cleavage and polyadenylation specificity factor subunit 3. Gene Ontology annotation, biological process: mRNA 3'-end processing by stem-loop binding and cleavage. Bases 1 to 2487 code for a protein of 828 amino acids. Gene Ontology annotation, cellular component: mRNA cleavage and polyadenylation specificity factor complex. The record is from RefSeq and is a predicted model, not a curated record. The transcript has 7 exons. Lineage: Eukaryota; Viridiplantae; Chlorophyta; Trebouxiophyceae; Chlorellales; Chlorellaceae. Gene Ontology annotation, molecular function: RNA endonuclease activity; 5'-3' exonuclease activity; RNA binding.
AUGACGGUGGCCGCUGGGCCCAGCGAGGCUGUCCCCGCUCCCCCCGCAGACGCUGCACCCACCACGCCCACCAGUCAUGUGGAGAUUAUCCCCCUGGGAGCAGCGCAGGAGGUGGGGCGUUCCUGCGUCAUCGUGCGCUUCGCGGGGAAGACGGUGAUGCUGGACUGCGGGGUGCACCCCGGCUUCUCCGGCCUGGCCUCCCUCCCCUUCUUCGACGUCAUAGACAUGUCCAGCGUGGACGUGAUGCUGGUGACCCACUUCCACCUGGACCACUCCGCGGCCGUGCCUUACGUGGUCGGGCACACCAACUUCCGGGGCACCAUCCUCAUGACGCAUGCCACCAAAGCCAUCACCAGCACCCUGCUCCGAGAUUUUGUAAAAGUCAGCAAGGGAGGCGCAGGCGAGUCAGGGGUACAGGGAUCCAGGGGCUUGGGAGGGUUUGGGAGGGGAGAUGCCGGGCUGUACACGGAGGCCGACCUGGAUGCCUCGCUGGAGCGCACGCACGUCAUCAAUUUCCAGCAGACCCUGUGUGUCAACGGCAUCGGCAUCACGGCCUACCGUGCUGGCCACGUGCUGGGCGCCGCCAUGUUCAUGGUGGAGAUCGCCGGCCAGCGCAUUCUGUACACCGACGCUGCACCCACCACGCCCACCAGUCAUGUGGAGAUUAUCCCCCUGGGAGCAGCGCAGGAGGUGGGGCGUUCCUGCGUCAUCGUGCGCUUCGCGGGGAAGACGGUGAUGCUGGACUGCGGGGUGCACCCCGGCUUCUCCGGCCUGGCCUCCCUCCCCUUCUUCGACGUCAUAGACAUGUCCAGCGUGGACGUGAUGCUGGUGACCCACUUCCACCUGGACCACUCCGCGGCCGUGCCUUACGUGGUCGGGCACACCAACUUCCGGGGCACCAUCCUCAUGACGCAUGCCACCAAAGCCAUCACCAGCACCCUGCUCCGAGAUUUUGUAAAAGUCAGCAAGGGAGGCGCAGGCGAGUCAGGGGUACAGGGAUCCAGGGGCUUGGGAGGGUUUGGGAGGGGAGAUGCCGGGCUGUACACGGAGGCCGACCUGGAUGCCUCGCUGGAGCGCACGCACGUCAUCAAUUUCCAGCAGACCCUGUGUGUCAACGGCAUCGGCAUCACGGCCUACCGUGCUGGCCACGUGCUGGGCGCCGCCAUGUUCAUGGUGGAGAUCGCCGGCCAGCGCAUUCUGUACACCGGCGACUACAGCCGCGUGCCCGACCGGCACAUGCCGGCGGCGGACACGCCAUCCCCCCCCCCACACAUCGUGAUCGUGGAGUCGACCUACGGCGUGUCGCGGCACCUGCCGCGCGCGGAGCGCGAGUCGCGCUUCCUCCAGCGCAUCCACACCGCGGUGGCGCGCGGCGGGCGCGUGCUGCUGCCCGUGGUGGCGUUGGGCCGCGCGCAGGAGCUGCUGCUGAUCCUGGAGGAGCACUGGGCGGCGCACCCGGAGCUGCACGGCGUGCCCAUCUACCAGGCCUCGGGCCUGGCCAAGCGCGCCAUCUCAGUGUACCAAACCUACAUCGAGAUGAUGAACGCCGACAUCCAGGCCGCCUUUGCCGUGGCCAACCCCUUUGCCUUCCGCCACGUGACCCACCUCCGCUCCGCGCGCGCCUUUGACGACGUGGGCGCCUGCGUGGUCAUGGCCACCCCCUCCAUGCUGCAGUCCGGCGUCUCCCGCGACCUGUUCGAGGCGUGGUGCGGCGACGCGCGCAACCUGGUGGUCAUCGCCGACUUCGCGGUGCAGGGCACGCUGGCGCGCGAGAUCCUGGCGGGGCCGGCCGAGGUGCUGACGCGCGCGGGCGCGCGCGUGCCGCUGCGCUGCCAGGUGGACGCCAUCUCCUUCUCCGCGCACGCCGACUUCCCGCAGACCUCGGGCUUCCUGGACACGCUGGCCCCGCCCCACGUCGUGUUGGUCCGGCUGGCGCUGGAGCUGCUGUUCGAGGGCGUGCAUGGCGCCGGGGACCUGGCCCUGGUCAGCAGCGACCAGGGCGCCACGGCAAACGACCGGGAGGGUGCGCCUGUGGCGCCGCAGAUCCUGCGCGUGGGCGAGGCGGUGACCGUCAGCUACGACCCGGCGAGUGCGCCCGGCCGGCUGACGCUGGAGUGGCAGGGCGGGCCCGGCGCGGACGCUGUCGCCGACGCCGUGGUGGCGGUGGUGCUGGGCGCUGGGCCCGCGCCGCCGCCGCGCCUGUCCCGCCUGGACGCCGCGCGGGCCGAGGCGCUGCGCGGCGGGGACGGGGAGGCCCUGGCGCUCGUGGAGGCCGAGCUGGUGGAGGCCCUGCUCUCCGCCCAGUUCGGGCCGGCGGCCACCGACCCGGAGACGGGCCUGACGUUCCUGGAGGUAGACGGCGCGCAUGUGCUGGUGGACUGCAAGUCGCGCGGCGUGCGGUGCGCAGACGCGGGGCUCAAGGCGCGUGUGGAGCGGGCGAUCACGCGGUUGGAGGCGGCCAUGCGCGCCUGCCCGCUGGAGGGGUGA